UCACCGUAGCUAACAGCAGCUUUACUCCGGAUUGAUGGCGGAGGGCACUGGGAACGCGGCCAACCUCCCACCGGGAGACCCGCAGCUCAUCGGUAUGAUUGUGGAGCAUCUGAAGAACCGGGGGCUCUUCGAUGAGUUCCGUCGGGACUGUCUGGCAGACGUCGAUACGAAGCCAGCCUACCAGAACCUGCGACAGAAAGUCGACAACUUUGUCACAUCGCAGCUGAGCACUCAGGACUGGAACCCGUCUAUCAACAAGAACCAGAUGAGGAACGGCCUGAGGCAAAGUGUUGUCCAAUCGGGCAUGUUGGAGUCCGGUGUGGACAGGAUCAUCACUCAGGUUGUGGACCCCAAGAUGAACCACACUUUUCGGCCGCACAUAGAGACUGCCAUCCAUGACUUUCUGUCAGGGGAAAGGAGGGAAGAGAGCGUGCUUAGUUGUAACCCUGCACUGUCUGAAUACACGGAAACACCAGAGGUCCCACCUGCUUCUGGUCCCAAAACCCCCUCUGGAAACUCCAGAGAGGAACACAGACAAACACAAAGCGUCAGUAUGCAGGGGAACUUGUCAGCUGUGCUUUUUGUUUUUUUUCUGCCCCUGGCCUGUCGACAGGUGCUGGCUCUGGAUCAUCUGCAUGAUGCCCAGGAGAAACAAGUGAGCCAAGCCAAAAAACGCCUCUCUCUGCAGAGCACAGCUGAGAUUCAGAGUUGCCUGGUGGGCUCAGGGGACGUUGGCUGUGGGAUGUUUCAGUGUUUUAGCAACAACUCCUGUGAAAUCCAAGGCCUGCACCACAUCUGUCUCACUCUGCUGCACAACGCUGGGCGCUACGACUCACAGGGUAAGUCAUUUGUGAAGGAUGCGUUGCGGUGCAUGGCGCUGGGACUGCGGCAGCGCUUCAGUUGUGUGAGCCGCAGGUGCUCAGCAGUAAAGGAGAUGGUGUUCUCACUCCAGAGAGAGUGCUACUCCAAACACCAGCUUUGCCUGGCUCUGCGGGACCACAUGGACACUAUGGGAAACCUGGUCCAAUUCCACCUGUUGUUCCCCCCGGGACCAUACGUGGAGCUGAUGAACUUCCUGUUGAAGUGUGGAGAUGAGGUUAGGUCGUGGGUGGGCCGACGGCUACGUGGGCAGUGUGAGCUGCACUGGGGGGCACUGUGCAGCAGCCUCGGCAGCACCUGUUCUCCCAGCCAACUGGAUGCCCUUCAGCAAACUACCACCCCAACACCCACCCCACCCCGGCCUAUCACAGCACAGGGACCCCUGCAGGAGUCAACCGGAGUUUCCGAACUAGAGGAUGCGAGCAGGCUGAGUCAGACUGACAAUGCAACUGAAUCCAACGUCCCUGCUUCGUAGAUAUAAAGCGAGUCACAAAGACAUACAGGGAGGUGCAGACAGGGUACAAAAGAAUCCAAAGAUGCACUUAUUACCAUUAUAGUAGUAAUAGAAUUAAUAAAAGUAGGAAUAGUUAUCAGAGUAUUCAGUGUAGUAUUGCUGGUUUAUUUAAUCUGUUAAGUAUUUGUGUUGUAUUUUUCUUAACAUUUGACUUUGUACAAGGAUAAAAACCAAGAAUCUACCUCAUUAUUAACCACAGUGGCUGCAUCCCCCUCUCAAAGGGCACAGACACAUACGAGUAAAGACUACAGGGAUUUUGUCUCCAGUUAAAGUGCAGCUGAUGGCUCAAAGUCAGUAUUCUACCUAUUUAAGUCUGUUUUUUUAAUUUAUGAGGUAUGUUAUAUUAUGCACCGUACAGUCCGUUUCAAACACUAUCAAACAUUAUAUU
Molecule: messenger RNA, 1781 nt
Organism: Scomber scombrus (Atlantic mackerel)
Lineage: Eukaryota; Metazoa; Chordata; Actinopteri; Scombriformes; Scombridae
Exons: 7
Coding region: 35-1354 (439 amino acids)
Cellular component (GO): extracellular region
Molecular function (GO): hormone activity
Source: RefSeq, a predicted model, not a curated record